UAAAGUAGAAUUAGGAUAGGAGGGUUGUUGAGCAGGUUUGAGGUACAACCCUCAUAGUGUGUGACUCUUUGAUUGGUUGACACGGUUGAAUACAUAAAAAUAUAUAAGGAGGAACAGACAGCAUCGAGGACAAAGAUUUUUGCAAGCAGAAGCGACGAGUUGAAAGAAUCCAGAGAAAAUCAUCAUGUCGCUCCCCCUCGAGACACUCAGUCUUCACAAGACGGUCAGGAAGCACUAUCUGUCGCUCCCCAAAGGUGAAGAGUGCCAGGUCACAUAUGUUUGGGUCAAUGAGGAUCGAGAAAAUCUACAGUCUAAAACCAGGACUCUUUACAAUGAGCCAGCAGGAAUCAGAGAUAUACCAGAAUGGUACGCGACUGCAGCUGAUCAUACCGAAGCCACUUUGGUCCCGGUCCGAAUGUUUCGAGAUCCUUUCACACUGGACCCUGAUAAGCUGGUGCUGUGUGAACUGGUAAAAAGGAAGGACCUCCCCACAGGAAAUAAUCAGCGUUCACAGUGUGUUACCGUCAUGGACGAGGUGAAACAGUUUCAGCCCUUGUUUGGAAUGGAGCAGGAGUACAUCCUUUUUGGUUUGGACGGAAAACAGCUUGGUUGGUCCCCUGAUGGACAUCAUCUCCAAGAAGUGUGUGGUAAUGCCGUGGGUGCUAACAAACUGUGUGGAAGAGACAUAUCCAUGAGUCACUACAGAGCCUGCCUGUAUGCUGGUGUAAAGAUCUUUGGCUCCAACGCAGAAGAACUAUACUCCCAGUGGGAGUUUCAGGUUGGCACUUCCGAGGGGAUUGAAAUGGGGGAUCAUCUGUGGAUGGCCCGUUACAUUCUGCACCGAGUCUGUGAAGACUUUGAGGUUGUUGCCUCCUUGGACACUAAACCCAUUAAGGAAAGCACUUUUUCAUCAGCCUGUCACAUCAACUUCAGCACCAAGGAGAUGAGGAGUGAAGGGGGACUUCAGCACAUUGAGGAAGCGAUCAGAAAACUGAGCAAGUGUCAUUUUCGGCACCUCAGUGUCUACGAUGCACAUGGUGGUGCUGACAACAUACACCGCCUCACAGGUCAGGGCUGUACCUCCACCUUCCAUCACUUCUCUACAGCCGUAGCCUCUCGUGAAGUUAGUGUUCGCAUCCCUGACCAUGUCAGUCGCAUGGGCUGUGGUUACUUUGAGGACAGACGUCCUGCUGCCAACUGCGACCCAUACCCCGUGAUGAGAGCCCUGGUGGAAACCUGUCUGCUGGGAGUCACUGAGGAAGAUGAUGAGGAGAUGAAGGAGAUCCUGGCUUCCUGAAAGAGGAGAAAAUGCAGUCAAGGCUCUAUAGAGUGUAAUAACAUAUUACACAUUUUGUGUUCGUGUUUAAGUGCUGUUAUGAAAUUUUAAAGAAACCUGACACAUUUGCAAGUUCAUGUGGAGAAACUGUGUGUGGCAUGAUUGUUAGAGAAAGAAAUGAAAUCAAAUAAAGACAUCAAGUCUGUUUUCCUUAAAACACA
This is a messenger RNA of Pleuronectes platessa (European plaice), 1497 nucleotides long. RefSeq names its product glutamine synthetase. NCBI's taxonomy places the organism in Eukaryota, Metazoa, Chordata, Actinopteri, Pleuronectiformes, Pleuronectidae. The coding region runs from base 185 to 1297 and encodes 370 amino acids. Gene Ontology annotation, cellular component: cytoplasm. The record is from RefSeq and is a predicted model, not a curated record. Gene Ontology annotation, molecular function: glutamine synthetase activity. The transcript has 6 exons.